AUGGCUUCAUCAUCUGGAACUAAAAAGGUGAAAGGGCCUGAAAAGCUUUAUGUAAGGGACGAGGACUCUGAUGAUGAUCUCAUAGAUUUCUCUUUCCUGGAUUUUGCACCAGAGACCUUUAAACCAACCUCAAACCUGUCUGAUGACCCAUUCCUUAACAUAUUAUGUGAUGAAAAUAUGCUAAGGAGGACUCUUGAUGGAAUGGGAGAUGAUGAUCAGGAAGCUGGUGUUAAGGAUCCAGAACAUGAUCAUAUUGAUGAUCAAAAUGAUGGUAAAGUAGGUGUAGAGUACAGGGUUCAUGAUCCUGACAUACAUUGGAAACAAAUGAAGCCUGUAGUGGGAGAGUGUUACGAGUCCCCUUCUCAACUCAGGUUUUAUCAUCAAGCUGCUACAGUUUCUCAAUGGAAAGGUGACUAUGGCCCAAACACCUUAGAGAAGAUUAAGGAGUUUGGAAAGCAUGUGAGGUUCUGGAUAGUAAUACCAAGUGGAGGGGCAUUAUUUGAGACAAGGCAUGGAUAUUCAGCUUACAAGGUGGAUUUAGAUGCUCAUUCUUGUUCAUGCAGAUUAUGGGAGAUAUCAGGGUUACCAUGUGUCCAUGCUCAAGCUGCAAUCAAUUUCAAACAUAGAGAUCCAACUGAUUUUAUUUCCUUUUGGUUCCAUAAGGAUAAGUUCAUAGAGAUAUACAGGGACAACAUCUUACCUGUUAAUAGAAGUAAUAUGUGGCCCUAUACUGAAUAUUUGAAGCCCUUACCACUCCUUGUUAGGAGAAUGCCUGGAAGGCCAAAAACAAAGAGAAGAAGACAUGCCUCAGAAUGUCAGGAUUCUAAGUUCCCAAUUCAAAAGGCAAAGGUUAGCAGGACUGUUAGGUGUGGGAAAUGUAGGGAACUUGGUCAUAAUAAGCUGUCUUGUAAGAAUGGAGAAGGUCCAAGUGACCCUGUCCCUAAAAGGAAAAAUGGUAGACCAAAGGGAGAUGGGGGAGGGAAUUUAGAUGUGAACAUUGCAAAGACACCAAGGAAAGUAGAUAAGGGAAAGAAGAAAGUUGUUGAGGGCACAUCAAAAGAAGCAAAUGAGGGACAGAAUAAAGUUGUUGAUCACACAUCAAAAGAAGCAAGUGAGGGAAAGAUGAAAGCUGCUGAGGGCACAUCAAAAGAAGCAUGUAAGAUAAUAGAUGUUGAUCAGUCAAUUUCUCCUUUGAAGAGAAUGAAGAUGAUGGCAAGGAGGGGAGGUAAGAUCAAAUAUGUAGGGAGAAUAGGGGUUGUGCAUGGUAGUAUAAGUCAAUCUGUGGCAGGUGUUGAUGAAGCUGUACUUACCUGCCAUGAAAAGCUUAACCAUGAAGAUUUUGAAACUAUUAAAGAUCUGCAGGCAUCUGGAUAUGAUCAUGGGGAAAUUGUUGAAGCUUUUAAUAAGUUGACAAAAGAGAGGAAGGAGAUGUUGGUUGAGAGUAUAGUUGAUGAAGAGACCAGUCAAGAAACACAAGAUCCGUUGGUAAGAAAAAGGAAGCCCUCGGAAAGAAUUAUCAAGAUUAAGUUGAAAAAAGCAGUGCAUGAUCCAGAUGGAGGUGGUUCAACAACUGAGAAAGCACUUACAUUGGACUGA
Molecule: messenger RNA, 1596 nt
Organism: Lactuca virosa
Lineage: Eukaryota; Viridiplantae; Streptophyta; Magnoliopsida; Asterales; Asteraceae
Source: the annotation of a GenBank genome assembly